UUUUCUUUCAACUUUUUCUUGGUCCUAGGGCGGUCGCCCCUGCUGCCCUCCCCCUAGGACCGGCCCUGGAUGAUGAUGAUGAUGAUGAUGAUGAUGAGGACGAUGACAAAAAGCUAGGUAAGAUUAGCAAGCUACUGAAAUUGGUUGAUCCCAAGGAUUUCAUUGACUCUGAGGGCAAUAUUCGAGACUCGAAUAAGCCAAUCCCUCAUCCCUACACCAAGGAAGACAUGCUCAAAGCUUGGGAUUUUAUUCGCGAGCUCAAAGAUAUGCUUUCCUAUGAUCCUGAAGAGAGCAUCCUGGGCGAUGUAAGUCGGGAUUUCUAUAUGCUUUUGCCUACUCGUAUGGUUAUUCCCGAAUGUCCUAUUCAGAAUGUUGGAAAAGGUAUUGAAUUCUUUAUGAAAGACGCUGAUGAUUUGAUUGCUGCUAUAUAUGCUUUAGCUAAGGCUCAAUACAUCAAGUACAAGAAUGAUGAAAAUGAGGCUAUAAAAUGGGCUGUUCUUAGGGUCUCAAUGUUCAAAGCCGGAUGGUUUGACUCCCAGAGCCACACUAAGUAUGUUGUUGCUCCACCUGACUUCAAAAAGAUAUUCAUUACGGACGGGGAGGUGAUGAAAGGAUUAGACGAGCAGGCGUGGCAACUCUCUUCUUUUUUUCCUUUUAUGAAUGAGUUCUAUUUUAGAUCACUUGGAUCAUAUUAUUGUGCUGAUACUGCUGCUGAUUUCAGUGCAAAGGCUAAACAAUUUGCUGUGUCUUCCCAAAUGGGUAAUAUCUUAAGCUAUUUUCCUGAAGACGUCUUAUUUUAUCAUGCUUUUCGCUGGAUCGGUGUGAAAAGACCAAUGCAAGUGCUAAGAGCUGAUCCUGGUAACCAGAGAAUACCUUCUGCCUUCAGAACCCGUGUUAACGCCUCUCCGUGCGGUCAAGCGGUCAUCACUUCAAUGCAUGCUGUCAUCCAAAAAAUUAUAUCUUUUGGCUACUUGGAUGAGGUAAAAAAAUACACUCAUUUUGAUUACACUAACUUGUCCAGAGUUGCUGAAAAGAUCUUGAAUGAUCCUUGGAAGUACCACAUGUAUAGAGACAUUUAUGAAGCAGAAGCUCUUACUGAGGCAGAGUGUAGGGAUGUUGAAAAGGCUAAGGAGGAUGCCAUUUCCUUUGCGCCAUUUGUCCAGGCUUUCUGUGAUGUUUUCUUGAAAAAUUCAAGUCUGGGUAAAAUCAAAGCCCUCAAGAAGCAUGCUGCAGCCAACCCGUUUAUCUAUCGCAGGGAAUUGAGUUUCUUUAGGAAGGAUUUCAGGAAGAAGCGACGUCGACAUGCUUCGAAGGCUGAGAAUGCUCAGUUAACCAAUGUAACAGGCUAGAUGGAGCUGAUUACUUCAGCUAGUUUUAUGAUAACUCAUAUUUUUGCUGAUCAUGUAGCCCUUUUUAAACAAUGCUUUAAAUUACUGUUUUUUUUUUUUUAACAUUAUGGAAUUUUCAGUUCCUACUUGCUAGCCCGCUAAC
This is a messenger RNA of Cuscuta epithymum, 1491 nucleotides long. The record is from the annotation of a GenBank genome assembly. Lineage: Eukaryota; Viridiplantae; Streptophyta; Magnoliopsida; Solanales; Convolvulaceae.